Molecule: messenger RNA, 15633 nt
Organism: Xyrauchen texanus (razorback sucker)
Lineage: Eukaryota; Metazoa; Chordata; Actinopteri; Cypriniformes; Catostomidae
Product: protein bassoon-like
Exons: 14
Coding region: 103-11073 (3656 amino acids)
Biological process (GO): presynaptic active zone assembly; protein localization to synapse
Cellular component (GO): GABA-ergic synapse; axon; glutamatergic synapse
Molecular function (GO): structural constituent of presynaptic active zone; metal ion binding
Source: RefSeq, a predicted model, not a curated record
GCUGCGCUGAGUUUUCUCUCAGUUUUUUUUUAUAUAAACCCACCCCUAUAAUACGCUCGUUAACACAUCUCGUCUUUCGCCUCCGUCUCAUUCCGAGGGACGAUGGGGAACGAAGCCAGCCUUGAAGGAGAAGGACAGCCGGGACAACCGGGAAGCGCUGUACCCGCGGCUGGAGCCCCGGCUUCCAUUUCAGCACCGGCGGGCGGUGGACAGCUCCACAAGCCGAGCAAUGGAGCGCCUGCUGGGGCGAUGGGAUCCGGACACGGGCCGGGAAUGAACAGUAUCCAAGGCAAACCUAAUCAGGCAGACCCUAGCAUGGGCCCCAAACAGGUGGGUCCACCAGGUGCGGGACCUGGACCCAGAGCCCCAACGCAGCCCCAGGGACCCGGUUCUGGCCAAGCUGCCCGAAAGAACCUCCAGGUGGAUGUGGGUAGCAGCAGAGGUGGGCAUUCGCCCGCCGUCUCACCAGUGGGCAGCGCACCCACGUCACCCUACUCUCUGCCUCAGAUUGCACCCAUGCCUAGCAGUAAGCUUUGCCCGGUGUGCAAGAGCGCAGAUCUGACGGGCACCAUGGACGGCCAGCCAAACUGCAAUAUCUGCACCCAGUGUCGCUCUACGGUGUGCAACCAAUGUGGAUUUAACCCUAACCCACACCUCACUGAGGUGCAAGAGUGGUUGUGUCUGAACUGUCAAAUGCAGAGGGCAUUGGGGAUGGACAUGGAGACGCCACGGUCAAAGAGCCAGCAGCAGAUCCACUCUCCGUCCCAGCCUAGCAAACCUCAACCCCAGAUUGGAUCACAACCCACAGUGCCCCCACAGUCCCAACCCCAACCCCAACCCCAACCCCAACACCAACCCCAACCCCAGUCCCAGCCUCACCCAGAAGCAAAGAAGCAUCCUGUCCCCCAAGCUACCCCUCUAAGCAAACCUCCUGCUCCAGGCGCCAUCCCUCUUCCAGGCUUGGCCAAAGCCCCUUCCCAGCCUGACCUCUCUCGUUCAGGCCCCGGAGCACAGCCCCAGGUCCUGCGGCAGGACCAGACCCGCAGUGCCGGAAGCUCCCCAUCCCGUCAACCUCCUCCACCGGAACAACCCUUUGGGAAACUAUUUGGUUUUGGAGCUUCACUCUUGAACCAAGCCAGUAGUUUGAUAUCUGUGGAUCCUGUGCAAACUGCACCCCCUGCCCAACAACCUUCAUCCCCUAAGCCUCCACAGAAACAUCCAGGACCCCCUGGGCCUGGUCCAGCUGGGGGUGCUAAACCUGCAGCCCAGCCUGGUCCACCACGGCAGGAUGCUGCUCCAAAGCCCAAAGUGUUCUGCCCACUGUGUAAGACUGAGCUAAACUUUGGGGAUCCAGCCAAGCCUCCAAAUUACAACCUCUGCACCCAGUGCCACACCCAAGUCUGCAACAUGUGCGGCUUUAACCCUAUGCCUCACCUGACCGAGAAGAAAGAAUGGCUGUGUUUGACAUGCCAGACUCAGAGAGCGGUGUCAGGGAGCUUAGGGGAUAUUCCUCCUUCUGUGCCACCAUCCGUUGGAUCUCCACGACUACCAUGCCCAGCCAAUCAACUGCAGCAGAGAGGGCCCAGUCAGCAAGCUACGCUGAGACCUAUCGGUCCUCAGCAGCAAAAGCCACCUGGUGCCCAAGUAAGUGGUCCUUUCUCUCCAGUAAAACAAGGGGCACCACAGUCCAAGGGCCCCUCGCAACAGUUUUCUGGAACUAAGGCUGAGACACAAAAACAAAAUCAAAGCAUUAACAAGAAACAAGCUAUGUCCAAAACAGAAAAAGAGGGGGACGUCAAAGCAUCAACUAAAAAAGGAACACCGGAUAAAAAAGAUGAGAAGAAAAGUAGUGGCAUGCAGAAAUCUAAACAAGAUGAUGAUUCCAACAAGUCGAGCACGCAGAGCCUGAGUGAUACAGGCUACUCCUCAGAUGGGAUAUCCAGCUCCCAGAGCGAGAUUACUGGAUUGAUCCAAGAGGACUCUAUGAAGCUAAAUGAGAGGGGAAUCUCAGACAAACGCAGCCCUCCAAGUCCAUCUGAGCUAACAAAAUUAGAAAGCUCAAUGCGACCUUUGUUGGAGUCACAUACAGGAGUUGACCACCAUCGUGAUGUAAAGGACACUGCAGAGCAGAAGAGACCUCGAUCUCUCACUAUAUCAAAUGAUCAGGAAUUUGAGUCUGAUGAAGAAGCAUCAGAUGAACUCAGCUGUAAAUUAAGACAUGACUAUGUGGAAGACAGCAGUGAAAGUGGCCUUUCUCCAUUACCAACCAGACAGAAAAAAUCACAGAAAGAUUUAACAGAUGAAGAGUUCAUGAGGAGACAGAUUCUGGAGAUGAGUGCAGAUGAGGAAGAUAUGGCAGAGGUUGAGGGCCACUUAAAGACCAAAAAGAGCCAUAAACACAGUGGAGAUCUUGGAAAAGAGAGACGUCACCUCACACAGCAAUCUAGCAGUUUUGAGGAAGACACUAAAAGCACUGAUAGCUCAUACAAGUCAGGUGAAGCAGAUGACAUGAUGGCCUCACAAGGUGGUCUGAGACGAUUUAAAACUAUAGAGCUGAAUAAUACAAAUAGUUACAAUCGUGACAUGGAACUCAGCACAGACCAUGACCUCAGGGAGCCUGAGCUUGAGAUGGAAAGCCUCACUGGGUCACCAGAAGAAAGAUCAAGGGGGGAAUACUCUUCAACCCUCCCAGCAACCACACCGAGUUAUAAUUCUGGAACUUCUCCCACCUCUGUGUCAUCAAUGGAAGAUGACAGUGAUAGCAGUCCUAGCAGAAGACAAAGGCUUGAGGAGGCAAAGCAGCAAAGGAAAGCAAGGCAUCGAUCGCAUGGCCCACUAUUGCCCACCAUUGAGGACUCCUCAGAGGAAGAUGAAUUGCGAGAAGAGGAAGAACUUCUGCGAGAACAAGAAAAAAUGAGAGACCUGGAGCAGCAAAGGAUUCGCAGCACAGCCAGAAAAACUAAAAGGGACAAAGAGGAACUGAGGGCCCAGAGACGCAGAGAGAGGUCAAAGACGCCUCCUAGUAACCUCUCACCAAUUGAAGAUGCAUCCCCAACUGAGGAGCUCAGACAAGCAGCUGAAAUGGAAGAGCUUCAUAGAUCAUCCUGCUCAGAAUACUCUCCCUCCAUGGAUUCAGAGGCAGAAGGUUUUGAAAUGGGUUCAAAGCUUUACAAGUCUGGCAGUGAAUAUAAUCUACCUACAUUUAUGUCUUUGUACUCACCAACAGAGAAAACCUCUGCUGUCUCACCCUCUGCAGCAGAUAAAUCAUUAAAAAGUGCUGAAGAGGUUUAUGAGGAAAUGAUGCGGAAAGCAGAGUUGAUGCAAAAGCAGCAGCAACAGACACAAGGAAGACAAGGACAACAGGAAAGAGUCCUUAAGUCAGACAGUAAACAAUAUUUAGAUUCUGGAACAACUUCUUUGAGUCCAGGUACAAGUCCUACCCAGGUCUCAGCUCCAGUCACAUUCUCUGGAAAUGACCCUGCAGGAAGAGGGACACAAAGGGUACAUGGUAGUCAUUCACAACAAAGUCAAGUUAGAAUGAGCACCCAAACCUCUAAAGUAGGCCACAGUACUGGUACCCCACAGUCUCAGAUUAGGCAGCCUGCUCCUACACAGUCUCAAGGAAGACCUGGUGUUCAGGGUACAGCACAGGGUCAAGUGCCUGAUCCUGGGGCAUCCUCUUUAACAUCAAAAAUGUUCUCAUAUUUAAAAGGCUCAAGUCCUUCUACAUCCCCUUCUACUUCCCCCUCACAAAGUCCCACUCAUUCUCCUGUACCUACUUCCAUGGUGUCAACCACUCCAACCUCUCAGAUACCUCAUAGAGCUGGAGCACCACGGCUUGCAAGACAGCAGUCCUCCCAAGAUUCCCCUGUUAUGGUGAUUACAUUGGAAUCAGGAACCAGCAGUCAACCCACCAAACCAGUGACUGUGAAUUCCUCCACUUCACCUUUAUCCUCACCAACAAAAGACAGCCAACAGACAAUUUAUCAUACUACAACAAAGUCGCCUAGAUAUCCACAGAAAUAUCCAGCCCACCCAUCACCUCAACAUAGGGCACAAAUAUCAGAGCGAGUUAAUGUGGCUGUGAGCACUGCCACCUCUUCUGGUUCCACAAGCAGCGGAUAUAUUCCUGUGGGAAACAUAUCCUUGUGUAGAAUCUCCACAGUCCCUGGUACCUCAAGAGUUGUGGAGCAAAGCACAAUUUCCCCUGGUAGUAAUAUAGUUGAUCUUAGAACACCAGUGAAGCCUGCCCCAAUCAUCAUGACAGACCAUGGUAUGGACCUAACAUCUCUGGCUUCUGAUACACGAAGGUACUCACUUGAUGGAGAAACACCCCAAGGUUAUCAUACUGCUGUACAACCCCUUAUCAUGAACCUAAAUGCACAGGCGCAACCUCAGGUAAUGACAACUACACCAACAACAGUUAGUGUGACUGUGGCAGCAUCAAUGUUCAUAUCACAGCCAAAGCAACCAGUCGUUUAUGGAGAUCCAUUGCAAAAUAGAGUUGACUUUGGUCAAGGAGUUGGAUCUGCAGUUUGUCUUACCCAGACCAGACCAGUGAUCGCAGAUCCAUCCAUUCCAAAAAUUGAUGCAUGUCUAGAAAAUCUAGGCAUCCAACAGCAACAACUUCAGAAGCAGCAACAGAAGCUUCAGCAUCAACAAGAGCUCCUUGAGCAACAGCUCCAGCAGCACCAGCAAAGUGCUUCUUUUGCUAGGUUUAACUUGGCUAAUCAAGUACAACCAAUAUUGCUGAAAAAGGACUUGGUGGUAAGCCAGAGCACAGGUGGAGGUACGCAAACAGUGGUCAGUUCCAUUCCUAAGAUUUCUCCGCUGCCUCCACCACAGUCAUCAUGCUCUGCAUCUUCCACCCCUACACUUGGUCAUGACAUAUAUGGCGGGGUGGCUUUGGAACUAAAGAAUAAACCUGCUGUAAUGAAUCUCUCCACAGGGACGCCCCAAGUAAUGAUGGUGCAGUUGGAUGAGAAUAACGCUCAAGGAGGAACAGUGACUCAGGUUGUUAAAAGAGAGGAAUCUCCCCCACCAGUAGAGGUCCUAGAUCUUACAGGACAGAUUAAACAAGAAAAUCAGUUAGUUUGUUGUGAUGUUGUAUACAAGUUGCCAUUUGCUGGUAGUUGUUCUGGUCCUUUUGCUCAGAGAAGUAAGACAACACACUCAGAGGCUCAUUUAUCUGCAGAUCCAUCUCAAGCUCCUGGGCAGCAAAGCCAACCUGGAACAAAUGGCUACCAAACAGAAAAUAUACAAGGAGCAGCAGUUGAGCACAAAGCUUUUACCUUGCCUCCUCCAGGACGACUUCCACCAUCAAUGUCAGACAACAAUCUAGCGUGUUCAGGUCUCCAAUAUUACCAGAGGAAUGAUGCUGGUGACCUAGCAGUGGAUUUAAGCACUAUGAAGCAAGCCUAUGAAGCAGGAUAUUUGGGAAUGGGCAACCAGUAUGGAUCUUAUACAGAUCUACGACAUCAAGGAGGUGAUUCAGCUCCACCAUUACCUUUGCGACGAUAUGGUUCGAUGUCCAAUAUCAAUGCAGAUUAUGGUUAUCCUUCUCGUGACCUUGGUGGUUUUCAAGAAUCCAACCUUGCACAGUACAGUGCCACUACAGCCAGAGAGAUUAGCAGAAUGUGUGCUGCUCUUAACUCCAUGGAGCAGUUUGGCAGUCGUUACACCAGUAAUCCUGACCUUCUGCAGUACAGCGCUGAGAGAGGAGGCCCUGCAGCUAGACUUAACCUUCAACAAGGCCUAGCAUCUAUUAGAGCCAACCUAUUGUAUGGUCCUGAUGGCAGACCCACAGUACACAAUCAAACACUAACAAAUCUAAUCAAUGCUAGACAAGCUAGCCUAAGAUCUUUAUAUCCCUCUGCUGUAAGGACAGCUGAUGGAAUGAUAUACUCUACUAUUAACACCCCAAUAGCCUCCACCCUGCCAGUCACCACCCAGCCUGCCCCUGUCCUUAAUCCCAUGUUAAGAGGAGUAUAUGGACCUUACCCUUCAAGCAGUGUAACUGCUGUACCUCUGGCUAGCCUCACCAGGUUGCCUCAAGUCACCCCAAGAAUGCCUCUUACUGCCCAAGGACCUUACAGAUAUCCUCCUCCAAAUAGUUUUCCAGCAACAGUUCCAGACACUUCCUUGGGAAGUGUGCCACCAGCUAGUACCUUCCUGGAUGCUCCAGUUUACCUGGGGAAGCCUGCAACACCUACCAGUGUGUCAACAAAUGCAUCAACAAAAACUGUAGAAGGUACUACAGCACAACUCCAAAUGCAAACACAGUCCCAACCUCAACCACAGUCAUUAGUCAGAGGUCAGGAACAAUCUCAAGCUCAAUGCCAGCCUCAGACACAACCUCAAAUUGUAAAAGUGCCACAAAAACAGGCCCAGGCAAUUAGCAGAGUCUUUCCAGAUAUGGGUGCAAGUACAACUAUUACCACAUCUGCUAAUAUUGAGAAGGAAAAAGAGGAGGAACGAUUGCACUUACAACAGGAGCAACUCUUGCAGCUUGAGCGAGAACGUGUUGAGUUGGAGAAACUGCGUCAGUUACGUCUACAUGAGGAGUUGGAAAGGGACCGCUUAGAGCUCCAGAGGCACAGAGAGAAAGAACAUAUGCUCAUGCAGCGGGAGAUUCAAGAAUUACAGAACAUCAAACAGCAAGUUAUUCAUCAGCAGCAGGCUGAAAGAGAAACCCAGUUGGUGAUGCAAAGAGAGCAGCUUGCACAGCAGAGGAUGCAGCUGGACCAAAUACAGUCCCUUCAACAACAGCUCCAGCAGCAGCUUGAAGAACAGAAGCGGCAGAAAACAGCAGCAAUUGAAGCAGCAGCUAGUGGUAGAAUUAUUCCACAAGAGGGCCAGAGUGUGCAGAUCUUGCCUUGUGCCGAUGGGCAGGUGGUCCAGGCGGUGGUGUCCACAAGGCCUUUGCCCAGCUCUGCCUCAGAAAUGUCUCUCAAGAAUAACGAAGAUAAUGGAGAUGGCCGGAUUAUGAAGAAACAAAACUCAAUGCCCCGUUUGAGAAAUGGGUCAGAGGAUGAGUCAGUCAAGAGAAUUGCAGAUUGCAGUGUCCAAACUGAUGAUGAAGACAUAGAGGACAAACUCGUAUCUCGUCGCCGUAGAACUAGACGUAUAGCUGACUGCAGCGUUCAGACAGAUGAAGAGGACCAGGGUGAGUGGGACAGUCAACCAAUACGUCGCAGACGUUCAAGAUACUCCAAACACUCUGAGUCUAGUGCAGAGAAUAAGAUUGAUGCAUCCAAAGUAUCUAGCAUUGCCAUUCAGACCACCAAUGACUCCUCAUGUCAAACUGAGUCAGACCAGUUGGGCAGAAUAUCUCCAGCCAUACACAUUACCAUGGCUGAAACAUCAAAGGUUGAACUACUUCACUACAUAUCUGCUCCAGAAAGAACCGUCAAGGGAGAGAGUUUGGCCUGUCAAACUGAUCCAGAGGCACAAUCCCAAGGAGUGGUUGCUCCUCAGCUGAGUGUUCCCACUACUGUUAGCCCCUAUUCCACUAGUUUACAAUUAGUUGGUGCCACUACAACAAAGUUUGAAAGAAGAAAGCCAGACCCAUUAGAUAUUGGAUACCAGAAGCAAUCUCAGCAACAGAGUGAAUCUCCAUCCCGUCAGCCACCCAAAUCUCCACAAGUGCUGUACUCUCCAGUGUCUCCAUUGUCCCCCCAUCGUAUGUUGGAGACUUCCUUUGCCUCCAGUGAGAAACUUAACAAGGCACAUGUAACUCCCCAACAAAAAGCAUUCACUGCAGAGUCACCACAGAGACAUCAGACUAUUCCAAGGCCCAUAAAGAGUGUUCAGCGAUCCAUGUCAGAUCCUAAGCCUCUCAGCCCAACAUCAGAGGACCCAGCCAAGACCAAAUUCUCCCUAUAUCAAAACCAAGCCAGCCUAGGAAGCCAGAUGUCUGCCUUGCAGCAGCAGAACGCAAUGAUGAGAAAGGUGAAGAGAACUCUCCCCAGCCCCCCUCCAGAUGAGACACCUGUACCGAUUGUAACUCCAGCAAUGCCCCAUGUAUACAGCUCCCCUGGAGCAUCCCAGAGGGUUUUGCCACGUCCUGCACAGGGUGCCAUGAAGGCAGGAUUGCUGAGUGAACUGAAAGCUGUGGAACAAGAGUCCACCAAGUUACGUAAACAGCAGGCAGAGUUAGAGGAGGAGGAGAAGGAAAUUGAUGCCAAGCUGCGUUGCUUGGAAAUGGGCAUCACCCAGCGCAAGGAAACUAGGGUUAAUGAUAGAAAGAGGCGAGAGUUGGUGUACUUGCGAUACAUGGGGGAUACCCGUGACUACAUGUCAGAUAGUGAGCUGAACAAUUUGCGACUAGCUGGGGUUGCAUCAGGCACCUAUGAAGAAAAUAUGCUGUUGUCACGCCCCGGUACAGCUCCUCUCAAUCAGUUUACAUCUGAUUUGAAUGCAUCUCAGUACCCACCUACUUCAUCAUACAUACCAUAUCAAUAUCCACAGACCCAGCCCACACCUUCACAACCACCCACUGCACCAUACCAGCAGAUUGGGUUUCAGCCAUCACAGUACUCAACCUCUUCACAGCCCCAGCCUGGGACCUUCCAACCUCAUCCUCCUCAACCCUCAGCUUACCAAACCCAGGGGCCAUACCAGACUCAUAGCUAUGGUCAGUCUCCUUAUGAGUCUGACCUUGGUUUGCAGCAGCCAAGUCACCAGGGCUUCCAACAACACACUGCACCUUUACCAGGCCAAACCCUACCUUAUCCUAGCCAGGGCAUGUCCUUUCAGCCCCAAGCUGACAUGCUUUCUGUCCAUCAAAGGCCAAGACAAACCUCGCUUGCUGAUCUUGAACAGAAGCUACCCACAAACUAUGAAGUGAUCAGUAAUCCUUCCAUGCCAAUAGCAACAUCAGCGCAAGAGACUGGAUUUAGUGGGGCGUAUUCCUCACCACUGAACAAUGCUUAUGGUCAGUAUCGCCCCUCUGACCAACCUAUGAAUGAACGAAUCCCAAGUCCAUCAUCAGGGUAUGUAACAGAUGGUGUAUAUGCCACAAAUCUAGAGCAAAAUAUCCCCAGAAAUUAUGUCAUGAUUGAUGAUAUCAGUGAAUUGACAAAAGAAAAUAUGGGGUCCUCUGACAUGACGCGAGUAGGUUAUGGAAGCGAGAAUGGCCAACGUGGACCAACCUAUGGAGAUGGGUCCGAGAAUUUAUAUGGAAGAAAUACAAACACCUAUCAGGGUGCAGUUGACAGCCAUGGACAUCCAAAUGCAGUUGUGAGUGGUGGGUCUGGUUAUUACUAUGAUGACUAUAAGCAUUCUUCACGCAGCAGUGGGGGAAUGAGCAGCCAGAAGCACUCUUCAAAAAAUUUAGCACCUGCUGUUUCGUCCAAGCGUAGCAAGCAUAGGAAGCAGGGCAUGGAGCAAAAAAUCUCCAAGUUCUCUCCAAUUGAAGAAGCUAGAGAUGUAGAGUCUGAUCUAGCCUCCUACACCAUGACAACAUCAACGGGUGGUAGCUGCACAGUUGUAACCAGGACGGGCGUAAAGAAGAGCUAUGAUCAGCAGAAGUACUAUGGGUCAAGAGAAGCAUUGGAAGAGGAUGAUCGUCUAUAUGGUUCUGGAAGAUCAAGGUCCACAGGUUAUGGAAUGGAUAAGAUUUCCUCCAGAGACUCAGGUGGCUACCGAAGUAAGUCUUAUGAGAGGGAUGCCAUGGAGCGUUCACAGAGAGGCACCUAUGGUCGUAGUGGCCGUCCUUCUAUGCGUACGCAGAACUCAGAGGAAGAGAGCCCUCUCAGUCCCGUUGGAAAGCCCAUGGGUAUUGGUCGUGGCUCUGUGCCAGAUCCACAUGAUGGAAGAAAUCAGUAUGGCUCCAGCCAUUCCUUACCAGAUGUUCAGGACCAUCAUAUGAGGGAUAUGCCUAAGAGUCAUGUAUAUAAGCCGGAUGACCCUUAUCUUGCAGAUGACAUGCACUGUGCUGUUUCAGACAGUGAAGCCUAUCAUUUGGGUCAGGAGGAGACAGACUGGUUUGAAAAACCACGUGAAGCUCGGUCAGAUCGCUCAAGACACCAUGGGAGUGGAGGUCAUUCAUCCACUAGUCGGAGGAGCAAUGUUAAGCACACUUACCAUGAUUAUGAUGAGCCCCCUGAGGAAGACCUGUGGCCUCAAGACGAAUAUGGUCAUCAGCGGCAUUCCUCGGCCACUUCAUCUCGAGAACACCGUCACCAUGGAAGCACCUCAGGAAGACAUUCCUCUUCCCGACAUUCCUCAGAUGAUCCCAGGUCAUCACGUUCUUCACGGUCACAUCCAAAAGAUCCUUCCGCUCGUGGUGAGAGCCGCACUAGCUCAUCCACCUCACAGAAAAGAUCCUCAGAUCCACGAUCUGUUGGCCACCGUGACUCAGGAGAAUACUCCCGUGAUCCACCAGGCCACCACCAUGGCUCCAGUGGACAACGGGGGGAGAGGCAACCAGGUCCAUCCAGGAGGCAGGAGCCCUCUUCAGGUUCCAGGCAACAACAUGGUCUAGGAGAGCAGCAGGCACCAUCUCAGCAAGGACAGCAGCAGCGCCAGCAAGUGUCUGUCAAGCCGACACAGCCACCUGAGGGAGGUCAGCAAGGUCAACAACAACUGGGGCAAACAACCCGAACUCAGCUGCCACCACCACAGCAACCUGGACAACAGCAGGCGGUCACGAUGGCAGUGACUCAGCCCACCACCACAGCUACAGGAACAGGAGCAGGUACAACUCAGCAGCAAACUAAGCCAGGUCAGGUUCCAGCACAGGCAAGACAACAGCCAGUAGGACCUCCCACUGCCCAGCCAGCUACUACUAUGGCAAAACCUGACACAGCUGUGUCUGCUCCCGCACCAACUCCUGUAGUUGCUAUUGGGUCAAAAGCCACACCACAGCCUGCAAAACCACCCCAGAUUCCCACCACAGGAAUCGGUUCAAAAGCAGCACCCCGGCCAGGGGGGAUAGGCAGCGCUGCACAACAGCCCGCCGAAGGGGAGAAUGUUCUCACAAAGAUGCUGCAGGGAGGAGCGGCAGAACAAGCUGGAAAAUUAGGAGAUGCUGUAUCUGCUCUUGGAAAGAAAUUUACUUCGUUUUGGUGAUCUGCUGACACUAAGGUGUUAGUUGAGGGUGACUUGGAGGGUUAGAACUGGAAAAACCUACAAAUCUGUUUCUGCCUUUUAUCAUCUUUAGCUGAAGGCGGGGUACACCUGAGGACACUUAUGUUUCACCUGACCUUGACGUAUCAAUGAAAACUUCUAUCUAUCAGAUGACAUCUGCACAACCUACCAACCAUGGAGGCUGAAAAUCUCUCUCAAAAUGAUUCCAUAGUUGCUGAUGAAGCGAUUACAUUUCCCAAAAUGCCAAACUUCCUGUUCUUUUUGAGGUUUUUCCAGACAAUUAUAUCUUCCCUUAAAUAACACUUCUGUGCUCAGGUGUCCCUCCCUAUUCUCUAAGCAGUGUGAAGAGGUAAGAGACAGCCACAGUUCUUAGAUUUUUGCAGUCCUAAUGAAGACGUCUACACCCAGACUCUUGGAGACAGUAGCAGUGAAGGAGAACGACUACCUUACAAAGGCUUCAAAUGAACAAUGCCUCUGUUAUUCUCUUUAAAAAAAAAAAAAUGUAUGCUCGAUUUCUAAGAUCUUGACAUUCCAAUAAGGCGAUGAUUGACCCUCUCUAUGAAUGUUUUCGUUUCUUCCUUAACCUUUUUGUCAUGUGUGUUAAUGAAUGCAAAUGUGUAAACCGUGGACAUGGAAUGCACGUACAAAAAAUAUAUAUGUAUACAUAUAUGAUAUAAAUAUAUAUGAAUCCAUAUCUAGACACCUUUUAUAAGAGUCUCUAAGGGUGAAGCCAUGUGCACCUUGCGUAAAAAGCUGGUACUUUAAUGUAAAGGUAAUAAAUAUUAGUCAAGUCCAGGGGUCAGUAAUAGCAGAAUGUUAGUCGUUUUAUCAACCAGUAAGCCAUUACCACUCUAUUACAGAAUUUCUUUAGUUUCUGGUUAUUUUAUUUUACAUUAUUAUUUUUAUUUAUUAGUUUCAUAUACGUUUUGCCUAAUUUUCUUUUAAAUUAAGAGCCUUACUAAUAUUUUUUACUUGUAUACCUCACAUAUUUUUUUAAAGUUCCAUAUCAUCCUUACUUGAUUUAUUUUGCACAACUGUAUACUGCUGAAUAUGUACAGUACAUAUCCCUCAUUAACACUCUGCUAAUGUAAGACAUUGAUUUGUGUGUUUAUGGAUUUAUAUUUCUGGUAUUUGUUUAAUGUUUGGUAUUAUUAUAAUUAAUAUUAUUUAUACUUCAUUUUUUUCUCAUCAUUAUUGGUAAUCUAAAAUAAUGUAUGCUUUGUUUUGUUUUUUAUAUUUUUUUUGUUGUUUCUUUUUUUAAGCAAUAGCAUGCUAAUCUGUACAGAGAACAAUAAUUUUGUCGUUAAAUGUGAUCCACAGGCAUUCAAAUUCUACUAUCACAGGUCUGUGACGCUUACCUGUGUCUUACGUAAACAGGUAAAAUAAACUCUAAAAACCCCCAAGCAAACUACUCUAUCACCAUCUCCCACAUACCUACAGAUACAUAUUCCCAAAACCACAUUUACCAGUACGCAGAUACACCUAGGAAGAGGGUUUGAACUACUUUUAGAUGUUCUAUGCAAUAAUCCAUGUAAAACCAUUCUGCAACAUCCCUUUCAGAUGUGUACUUUCGAUUCAGUUACGAAUAGGGACAUGUUUGUAUUUAUCUUGUGUGUAUGAAACUAUCAAAAUACUAGAUUGUUUUCAUUUUAUUUAAGUGGCAUGUUUAUGAAAGCCCUCGUCAUCCCUAAUUUUCAGGGAAUCUGUUGCCAAAGGGUUUACUGUGUGGACUGUUGGUCUUGGGACAUCCACCAUCUCUGUUGCUUGCGGCAUGAAUUUGCUCAGCUCUCUUUGGCUCGUUAUAGUACUGUCAUUCUUGUCUGCAGUGUGAUCGGGUGUUCAGCUGGGCACACAGCUUAUGCACUCGUUAUUCCGUCUCCUAACACAGGAAAUGCUGUUUAGACCCGUAUUCGGUUCAGGAAUUCAUGUGAUCUGUUAUUGCGUCCACGCUGAAAUCAGAGUUCACAUGGUUGUGUUCACAUUUUCAUAUUCAACUAGUCUUUGUGCAUUGGGUAUCUUGUCAUUGAAAGGUUCGCCAAUGAUCUGUGACCUUGACAAAGAAAACAGACAUUUAAUGGGAAAUAAUGAGAAUUAUUAUAAUAGUAGAAAACAGAGCUGUGCUGGUGAGAUCUUAAAAACACGGCUAAAUCUGAACAUGAAUAUUUCCUAAAGUAAGUCUUCUAUGUCACUGCACUGCAAAACAAUUCGAAAUAAUUAUUUUAGUCUUGUUUUUUAGUAAAAAUAUCUAAACAUCCUUAAAACAAGAUACAUUUAAUAGAGAAGCAAAAUUAUGGAUGAUAAUAAGACUUGUUUUCAGAGAAUAUACAGUAUCUUGAAAUAAGUAUGUUUUUCAUGGAAAUUCCGUAAUAAAAGUUUGUACUACCUGAGCAAUUUAGGCUUGAAGUUCAUGUAACUUCAUGUUUUACGAGCCGCGUCAGCAGUGGGCAGUCAGCGCCUCAACAAACCUCAAACCAAAGUUUAAAAUAGCUGUAGACCAUUAUAUCAGUUUUACCAUUAAUCUGUUUCGGUAGUUGAUUUUUGGAACUAACAGUUAACGGCAAAAAUCUAUGCCGAUAGUUCCUCUGAAAAUUGCGUUUUUUAAAUUGAAGCGAGAGCAUGCAAAUAACAAUGUGACUAUAUAGAUACAUCCCUCACCAGCACAAACAUUCUGUCUCCAACUUCAUAUUGUUAAUAACAAUAACAUAUAGGCUGUAAAAAGCUUAAUUUGGUAAAUAUUAAAUAUAGAGCAUUGGAAUGGAGCCAAGUCUACAUAAUUUUAAAAUAAGAGUCCCCAUAGUGUUUUAGGCUUGUUUAGUGUUAAAUGUCCCAUGUUAUGCACCCAAUCUUCUUUUCUGAUUAUUAUUGGGAUUUUGGUUGAAACAUUUAAUAAUCUGGGAUUUUAUUCAUUUUAGACUCUGGCCUCCAUGUCUGUGCUGACUAAGAAAAUGUUUUAACAUUCUAUUAAUUGAUUUUAAAAACUAUCGGCAUAAUAAUCGGUUAUCUGACUUUUCAACCACCUAAGUUAUCGGUAUCUACAAAAUCCACUAUCGAUCAACCUUUAGUUUAAACUACUUUUAACUGGACACAAUGUCCUAAAAAUGUGCCGUUUAAAGGCAUCAUCUGACGCAUUUGUACAUAGACCGACCACCAUAGGCGGAAAUCGCGGGGGGGGUCAGGACCCCCCCAUCUGAGGGUUGUCCCCCCCCUAAAAUAUCAUUAAAAUAUGUGUAUUGUAAAUAAUAUAAUGAUAUAUUCUUAAAAUAAUGUUUAUUGUCCCCCCCAACAUGUUGAUGAAAUUUUCGCCCCUGCCGACCACGUAAUUAAAAAUAGCGCAGACGGAACGCAAGAGCGCGUUUUGUGAGAACAGGACAGAUUGAUGAACUCAAAAUGGAUUGAUGUCAAUUGUAGGUUGUUGUUCAAUGAUAUGGGAAUAAAACUAAAAAUGUUUUGAUUUCAAAAGCUACUUUUUUGUCUAAUCAAUGCUUUACUUGUCUGCCACAAUAAUGCAAUACAUUUUAGUCUGAAUUAUUAUAUUUAUUUAUAAGCCUAUAUAUAAUAUUUAUAAUUAUCUAAAUUAUUAUAUAUUUUUUAUAUUAAAUUCUUUAUUUGGGGGACCUUUCUCAGCAGAUAUUGAUAUAUGCGAUUAAUUGCAAUUAAUGUGAUUAAUUAAUCGGAAUGACAUGUAAAUAGCUAUUUUAGACAUUUUAAUCCAUUGACAGCCCUAAAAUUAGCCUGGGUUUAGCAUAAACCUCACUGAAUUGUGUUGGAUUUAUGCUCAAAACAAGAUAAAACACUUAUUUCAAGAUAUAGUCUCUGAAAACAAGUAUUCAUUUAUAAUACAAUUUUGCUUCUUGUUUGAGAUAUUUUUAUUUGAAAACAAGACAAAGAAAUCAGAAAGAAACCAGUGUUUUGGAAAAUAUUCAAGUAAACUAGCCAUAAACGGCUAGAGAUAAUGUAGCAUGAAUUUCACCUCAAUGCCAUUCACAUGAAAAUCAGGGCAUGCACGUUGAAAGCACAAAUUGUUCAUCACCAUUUCCGUUUGGUGGGACCUCUCUCUUUUGAAUGCAUUUGGGUAGGUGCAUUGGGUAGAGGCGAAUAUUUUCCUUUUUUAUACUGAAAUGCUGAUUAGGCAAUCAGAACUCUAUACUGAAGAAUGAUAAAUCUUCUUACAUCACUGUAACCAUGGAGAUAUACAAUAACAAGUGCAUGAGCCAAAGUUGCCACCACAACAGCUGGCCACAGUGAUAGAUAAAAUACACAAACACAGACAUAUCCACACAAACAGGCAUGUGCACGCACAAACACAGUUACAGACACACAUACACAGACUAACUGUCGCUGUAAAUACUGACUUUGGUUAUUUUGUACAGUGUUUAAAUAUUAUGAGUGAAAUAAUGGCCGUCUUGUGCAAUUUCACGCCGGCCUUGCUGCCAACCUUUUGUGCUUUUGUGUAUAAAAGAAUAAUGAUGAUUAUUGUUAUUAUUAUGAAAAAAAAAAAAUCAUUGUAUAUGUUGCUGGCUCUCAAUGACUGUUGACUACAGU